Molecule: messenger RNA, 2019 nt
Organism: Danaus chrysippus (African queen)
Lineage: Eukaryota; Metazoa; Arthropoda; Insecta; Lepidoptera; Nymphalidae
Source: the annotation of a GenBank genome assembly
AUGCGGUUAAGAAGUAGGAAAAGGGAGCGACCGCUCUCAGCGCGAAAUACACAAAGACAAACGACUUUGAAAUCAAAAUUAAGAAAACCACUCAUCCAAGCGAAAAAGACUUGGAGAAAAAUAUUGAAAGCGGACAAUGGUAUCACGAUACCAAGUCCGUGCAUCACUAGGUCACAGAACAAUCUAAAUCUAAAAUCAAAAACACGAGCUAAAAUAGCCAAAAGUAUGGAAAAACCACUGGAACUACCAUUAAAGAAGAACAAGCCGAAAGAAGAGGCUAAGAAACCUAUUUUCCAGACCGUUGUCAGAAACUCCACUAAAGAUAUGGUGACUUCAACAACGAAGCCUAAAACUCAGAACGAUAAAGUCACAACGACCACAAAGACAAAGUUAAAGGACGUUCGUACAACCAAAAGUGCACAGUUAAGACAGAGCUCGUUGAACAGAGAGCUUCGUAAGACAGAAUCUAUAUCGUCAGCACUCAGUUCACCUCGUAAAACCCGUAGAAUGGAUAAACCGGAGAAAUCUGCUUCUUUAAACAACUCACCUAUCCGUAAAGUAAGACAACUAGGGCUGCCAUCGUUGAAACUAAACAAGAUAGCUAUCAGCUCGACCAAUGAGAGCCCCAAGAAGAGAAUUAAACCCAAAGCUCCGAUGGUUCCCGAACAAACCAACGAUUUCAACGAUGACAACGAUAUUACCAUGUACGAACCACAUACAACUACAUUUGACGACUUCCCGAUACCUAAAACAGUAGAAUCAGAUAUCGAUGCUCAAGUCGGUUCAUCGGAAAUCUGCCUCCCAAACGAUUGUCUCAACGACUUGAUAGCUAUCGCUGAAUGUGCACGGAUUAUAAGCAACAAUCUAUCAACCGACGAAGAUAUUAACUUACUAGCAGAUAAAGCGGCAAAAGUCAUGACGACCGACAAAGAUGAAGUCAAGAAAUGUAUGGACAAGAAAAAUAAGCAAAGAUCUAGCGGGGACUUGGAAAUGUACCAGCCGACAUCAACCACUGAUGAUUUGGAUGUGUGCACCGAUUUCUUGAACCAUGGAGAUAAAUAUGUUCAGCAGCCAGACCUGGUGUCUCUAUUGGAGCAAGAGUAUGUCCGUGAUGAGUGUGUUAUAUCAUCGACAAUGGCUAUGGAGAGUCUUGAAGCUCUGUCUGCCCGAGGACCCAGCAGCGGCUUCCUCGCUGAAAUAACACACAGCCUAGCAGACGGAGAGGAUACAUGGAGCUCCACAGAUGUUGUUGUAGAAGAAAACAAUUUGAACUGUCAUGACACCACACCCGGGAUUGAGGAGUCUACGUCAGUUAUAUCAUCAUGCAGCCCGAGACCUAGUUGUGAACAGAUGACAUCAUGGGCGGACGCAUUUGACCCGUAUCUAUUCAUUAAACAGUUGCCACCUUUGGAGACAGUCUCAGCGGGAGGUUUGAGAGCCAGGUGUCCAGCUCUACCUCUCAAGACACGCACCAGUCCAGAUUUUAGUCUGGUGUUGGAUCUAGAUGAGACGUUGGUUCAUUGUUCCCUCCAGGAGUUGCCGGAUGCUAGCUUCCACUUUCCAGUGUUAUUCCAGGAUUGUAGAUAUACGGUGUUUGUCCGCACUCGUCCCCACUUCGCCGAGUUCCUCUCCAAAGUGUCCCGUUUGUAUGAAGUGAUUCUGUUCACCGCUAGCAAGAGAGUGUACGCUGAUAGACUACUCAAUCUACUCGACCCGGCUAGAAGGUGGAUUAAAUAUAGGUUGUUCCGAGAGCACUGUCUACUAGUUAACGGCAACUACGUGAAGGAUCUGUCAAUACUGGGGCGAGAUCUGAGGCGAACGGUCAUCGUGGAUAAUAGCCCACAGGCUUUUGGCUAUCAGCUAGAGAAUGGUAUUCCUAUAGACAGUUGGUUUGUAGACCGCAGUGACAAUGAACUACUCAAACUGCUGCCCUUCCUUGAACAUCUGGCCACGAAAGACGACGUCCGGCCGUACAUCAGAGACAAGUACAAGUUGUUCAGUUACUUGCCACCAGACUAA